This is a messenger RNA of Tarenaya hassleriana, 1185 nucleotides long. Its product is annotated as ras-related protein RABE1c. Bases 204 to 854 code for a protein of 216 amino acids. Gene Ontology annotation, cellular component: plasma membrane. Gene Ontology annotation, molecular function: GTPase activity; GTP binding. Gene Ontology annotation, biological process: regulation of exocytosis; protein secretion. Lineage: Eukaryota; Viridiplantae; Streptophyta; Magnoliopsida; Brassicales; Cleomaceae. The record is from RefSeq and is a predicted model, not a curated record. The transcript is spliced from 9 exons.
CCAACACACAUCUCCAUCACGAACAAAAUUCAACGGCUCAGAUCAACUCUCUCUCUCUCUCUCACUCUCUCUCCAUCUCCGAAAAGCCGAUCGAGAGACACCACUUUUCAGCGGCCGACCGGUUGUUGUCGUGCUCCGUUCCUCAUCUUCGUCUUCUCCGAUCAGAUCUGUGAUUCGUAUUGGUGUUGAUUUUGGGUUACGCCAUGGCAGCUCCUCCUGCUAGAGCUCGAGCUGAUUACGAUUACCUCAUAAAACUUCUGUUGAUCGGAGAUAGCGGUGUGGGUAAGAGUUGCCUCCUUUUACGUUUCUCUGAUGGAUCCUUUACCACCAGCUUCAUCACAACUAUCGGCAUCGACUUUAAGAUAAGGACAAUAGAGCUGGAUGGUAAGAGAAUUAAGCUGCAAAUAUGGGAUACCGCUGGACAAGAACGGUUUCGGACAAUUACAACUGCAUACUACCGUGGGGCUAUGGGCAUUUUACUGGUGUAUGAUGUCACCGACGAAUCAUCGUUCAACAACAUCAGGAAUUGGAUCCGUAACAUUGAGCAGCACGCCUCUGACAAUGUCAACAAGAUUCUAGUGGGGAACAAGGCUGAUAUGGAUGAAAGCAAAAGAGCUGUACCAACAGCCAAGGGCCAAGCUCUUGCCGACGAAUACGGAAUCAAGUUUUUUGAGACUAGUGCCAAGACAAACUUGAACGUGGAGGAAGUUUUCUUCUCAAUCGGUAGGGAUAUUAAGCAAAGACUUGCAGAUACCGAUGCCAGAGCCGAGCCACAAACAAUAAAAAUCAACCAAGCCGACCAGGCGGCAGGGACGUCCCAAGCUACGCAAAAAUCAGCAUGCUGCGGUUCUUAAGGUUGCCCUCUCCCCUCGGGAGAGAAACGAAGAACUACUUCUGCAAAAAAAAAAAAAAAAAGAUUUUCCUUCAUUUUUCUUACAUAUGAUUUCGAUGUUUAUGCCUUUCAGAUUUCAAAUCCCUAACACAAUAUUCGUCUGUCUUUUUGAGUGUCAACAACACAGAUCAUCAUCAUCAUCUUCCGUAUUUUCUGGAUUUGAAACCUGUGGGGGAUUCAGAAAAUAGAAAAAAGAGAAGGUAGAAUCAAAACUUGUUUGCGAAGAGGGUUUUAGAUGUUGAUUGAAUCGAAUAACCAAUGGGAUAAUGAAAUAGGUAAUGGCUUCGCUUUUA